AUGGCCGACUCGGGCAAGGAUGCCAAGUUCUUCCAGCGCGGUAAAGUCGACGAGCUUCGCACCGAGCUCAACGCCGACAAGAAGGACAAGGGGUGGGUUCGCAAGAAAGCUGUGCUCAAAAAGAUCAUCGCCAACGCUACAAUGGGCAACGACAUGUCUGCGCUCUUCACCGACGUCGUCCAAUGCAUGAACAUCCAAGUGCUCGAGAUCAAAAAGAUGGUCUACCUAUACCUCAUCAACUAUGCGAGGGCCAAACCGGAUCUCGUACCCAAUGCCGUGCCCGGUUUCCUGUCCGACUGCAACGAUCGAAACCCGCUGAUUCGAGCACUUGCAAUUCGGACAAUGUCGUAUAUACACGUUCCGACGGUAUUGGCGGCGUUGAUCGAUCCGUUGAGACACUCGCUCAAGGAUGCGGAUCCGUACGUGCGCAAGACGGCAGCGAUCUGCGUUGCGAAGCUCUACAUGCACGAUAAACGCUUGAUCGAGAAGCAUUCGUUCAUCGGUAUGCUCAGGGAUCUGCUCGCAGACGCGAACCCGACUGUCGUGGCGAAUGCGGUCGCAGCACUGGUGGAGAUCUCGGAGAGAUCCGACAACAUCCAACUCAAACUCAACCUCACCAUCGCUUCCAAGCUCGUCUCCGCCCUGGCAGAGUGCUCGGAAUGGGGUCAGACGUACAUCCUCGAAGCGCUCAUGUUCUUCGUUCCCUCCGACUUUGCCGAUGCCGAGAUCCUGGCGGAACGCAUCGCGGUUCGUCUGCAGCACGCCAACUCUGCCGUCGUCCUCACCGCCACCAAGGUGAUCCUCUAUCUGAUGAACUACAUCGCCAGUGCAGAAUUCAAAGAGUCGCUGUGUCGAAAACUCUCGCCACCACUGGUGACACUGCUGUCUUCCGGACCGGAAGUGCAGUACGUUGCGCUGAGGAACAUCCUGCUGGUUAUCCAGAGACGUCCCUUGGUGCUGCAGAACGAGGUCAAGGUGUUCUUCUGCAAGUACAACGAUCCCAUCUACGUCAAGAUGGCCAAACUCGAGAUCAUCUAUCGACUGGCUAACGAGAGGAACGUCGAGCAGGUCUUGGCCGAGCUGCGCGAGUACGCUUCCGAGGUGGAUGUGGAUUUCGCGAGGAAGGCGGUGAGAAGCAUCGGACGGCUGGCGAUCAAGAUCGAGUCUUCGGCGGAUCGAUGUAUCCAAGCGCUGCUUGGGUUGAUACAGACAAAGGUGAACUAUGUUGUGCAGGAGGCGAUCGUGGUGAUCAAGGAUAUCUUUAGGAAGUAUCCGAAUCGGUACGAGAGCGUCAUCUCGACGCUGUGCGAGAACCUGGAUAGUUUGGACGAGAGCGAGGCGAAGGCGGCGAUGAUCUGGAUCAUUGGCCAGUACGCGGAUCGCAUCGAGAAUUCGGACGAGCUGUUGGAGGAUUUCCUCUACACCUUCUUGGAAGAACCCGUGGAGGUUCAACUGGCGUUGUUGACCGCAACGGUCAAGCUGUUCUUGAAGAGACCGACGGCGGGUGGGGAAUUGGUGCCGAAAGUUCUCAAGUGGGCGACGGAAGAAGUGGAGAAUCCGGACUUGAGGGACAGAGGGUUCAUGUACUGGAGGUUGCUCUCUACGGAUCCGGAAGCCGCGAGAGAGGUGGUGUUGGGUGGCAAGCCUGCGAUCAGUACCGAGACGGAUAGGAUGGACAGACAGCUCCUGGACCAGCUGCUGUUGCACGGCGCGAGUCUCGCGAGCAUCUUCCACCGACAACCGCAGACGUUUAUCAGGAACGCAAAGGCGAGGUACGUCCCAGACAGUCCGGCGUUGGACGAGAGUGCUAGGAGGUACGCUAGCGCGCAUCUGUACAGCAAGCCGUUGGCUAGGGCGCCAGUGCUGAACACGGUGGGAGAAAAGAAAGCGGAAAAGCUGCCGGUGUAUAGUGGAGAUGCGAAGGAGUCGAAGGUGGGUGGGGAUGCGAAGAACAAGGUCGCUGAUGUGCAUGAGGAGGAGAAUCAAGAAGACGAAGAAGAGGAGACAGCCUUGAAUGGGGCCGCUUCGAACGGCAGAUACACCGCUGUCGGUGGUGACGAUGGGGAAGAAGCAGAUCCGUACGCCAUGUUGGCGGACGACUUUGGUUCGGCGUCCAAUGCGAGAUACCAGGCCGACCGACCGACGCCCAACCCAUCUUUCCUCGACUAG
Molecule: messenger RNA, 2169 nt
Organism: Pseudozyma hubeiensis SY62
Lineage: Eukaryota; Fungi; Basidiomycota; Ustilaginomycetes; Ustilaginales; Ustilaginaceae
Product: clathrin binding protein
Exons: 1
Coding region: 1-2169 (722 amino acids)
Biological process (GO): intracellular protein transport; vesicle-mediated transport
Cellular component (GO): membrane coat
Molecular function (GO): clathrin binding
Source: RefSeq, a predicted model, not a curated record